Molecule: messenger RNA, 2287 nt
Organism: Volvox carteri f. nagariensis
Lineage: Eukaryota; Viridiplantae; Chlorophyta; Chlorophyceae; Chlamydomonadales; Volvocaceae
Exons: 14
Coding region: 1-1629 (542 amino acids)
Cellular component (GO): cytoplasm
Source: RefSeq, a predicted model, not a curated record
AUGCAAUGCAAGGUCCUGGACGAGGCACAUCACUGCAAGGACGAGCAUCCGUACGCCCAAGUGAUGGCCAUGUACAACGCCAACGUCCCCAAAGACGCUCCCACCCCCCAACCGCGGGUGCUCGCGGUCACCGCUUCACCGGCCAGCGAGAGGGACAUGAGCGCUCUAGACCGGCGCAUGGCGGACAUGUUGUCCCGACUGCGAGCCAGGCUCCACUGCAUCUCUGAGGGAGAUCCGGAGGUGGCGGAGGUGCUGCCCAACCCGGCCAUUGAGAUGCGAGUCGCCAUGCGGUCUGUGGACAGGGACAUCAUCACGAUGCUACAGGCCCUUAUCGCCGCCGUGGAGAACAGCGCCUCCAACUCCAAGUAUUUGGUGACGCGGCUCGACCCGCUUGGACAGUGGCUGUCGAAGGGUCGCGAAGUCGCUGAUAAAUAUAGAUGUCCAAAUCUGGAUCUCAUUUGCCGAUUUCUGGACGUCCUUAGAAAGGCCAUCGAGCUAGUGGAGGACGCGGGCUUCGAAGGCGCCUUGCCAUUCCUCGGCCGAAAAGCUGUCGUACUUUGCCAGGGUGAGGUCGAAGCCCACGGUGGCAUCGGAAUAAACGAUGGCGGCGGCCGCCAAGUGCCGCUUGCCCACCCCGCCAGCGAGUUGCGUACGGCAAUGUUUGAGGCGGCGGCGGCGGCGGCGGCGGCCGCUGCCACCUCCAGCUUUAAAGGCGCUUCCACAGCCGCCGCUGGCGGCAGCGUCAUGCCACAGAUGCUGUCCUCCCUGGAAGCGGCGGCGGCGGCGCUGCCGACGGUGUACGACCGCAGGACGGCAGCGUUGAGGGGCCCCGCGGCGACUGGCUCCACAGCGACAGCAAACAGCUGCCGUGAUGUCUACCUCCGAGUUUCCAAGUUGUUGAAGGACCUGCUGACUGGUCCAUGUCACCAGGUGUUGCUGAAAGAGGACUUUCUGGGCAGCUGCUUCGUGUCUGGAGAGCUCAAGGUGCUCCGGCUGGGGGUUGUGGGUUUGGGGGGGAAGGGAGGAGGCAAAGAAGGUGAGCGAAAGGGGGGGACUUGUUGCUUGCGUUGCUGGGGGGAGAGCGGACUGAGGGUUAUGGCGGUGUGGGAGGAGGAUACGUUCCCCAAGUUUUGGGCGCUCAUGGAGUACCUGCAGCGCUACCGGAAUAAACCGAACUUCCACGGGAUCAUCUUCGUGCGGACACGUCAGGAGGUUCUGGAGCUGAUCGGUCACAACAACACCACGGGGAAGCGCGCGGGUCUGGCCCCCGAGCAAGACCGCCACGGCCGCGGAAUGAGCGACACGCAGCAGCAGCAGGUGCUGAACCUGUUCAAGGAGACCGGCUGCAAGGUGCUGGUGGCCACCUCCGCUGCGGAGGAGGGCCUGGACGUGCCCUCGUGCGAGUUCGUGGUGCGGUACAACGCGGCGGCAACCGGUAUUCAGUUGCUACAGAGCCGGGGGCGAGCCAGGCAAAAGGUUGCGGAAUUCUGCGCCAUCUUGCAGGAGGGUACCCUGGACAACAACUUGCACGUCAAGAGCUACCAGGAGGAGGCGAAUAUGCACGAAUGGCACCGCCUCUACAUGGAGGUGACUCGUGGGUCAGCAGCAACGGGUGGUGCCGAUGCGUGACGACCGUAGCGGGCCUUCCAAGACAAAAUGGUCCCCGUCUAGAGAUCAGAAGUACGGGUGCUUUCGUUUAUGGACAGGGCCAACGUUGCGUUUAAAACACGAUUAUAAAGCGUGGUCGUGCAUAAUGCUUCGCAAAGCUUAUAUCUUUAUGCUUGAGCGGUUAUUGGGCGAUUAUCGUGGACCUUUACUUCCCUUUUUUUGUGACGUUGCGUGUCCAAGUAAUUUCUGUUGUGUUAUGUCUCGGGUUUGGAGGGAGUAAAGUGCAGAUAGGUCGAGUAGGUUUUGCACCGCAUUACAGCGCACCUGGUGGUGGUGGUGGUGGUCGUCAGCUUCGCUCUGUUGUCAAAUUUAGACAAGCACAGCAUAUGGAUAUGGAGGGGCGGUAUUGCGAGUUGGGGGACGACGCAAGUGCUCACUACUUCAAAGCGUACCGUCAAAACAUCAUAACACCAUCAUGACUAUGCAGACAUUUUUUCACACCUAAUGUUGCAUGUUCCGCUUGUUGUGAUGUUGUGAUUAUUGAUGGCUCAAGUACACUUUUAUGAUGCAUAAGCCUGGGAGAACAUAUUGUUGAGACUGAGAGGAGCAGCAGGGGAGAAGAGGUAGUAUUAAAAAGAGCGGGAGGGGAAACGAUUACGUGUAACUGGAUGUUAUCGUG